Messenger RNA from Rhinopithecus roxellana (golden snub-nosed monkey), 7512 nucleotides. RefSeq names its product ubinuclein 1 (gene UBN1). The transcript has 18 exons. NCBI's taxonomy places the organism in Eukaryota, Metazoa, Chordata, Mammalia, Primates, Cercopithecidae. Gene Ontology annotation, cellular component: nucleus. The coding region runs from base 1889 to 5290 and encodes 1133 amino acids. The record is from RefSeq and is a predicted model, not a curated record.
ACAAAUGCUAAUGGAAGCCUUCCUCUGGGUGGAGAAACAAGCUAUGCAGCUCGAGGGAGGCGGCGACAAUCAGCCUUGGUUCGGGUGGUUGUCUGGGACACAGAAGCAGAACGCGGGAGGCACCCAAGCUUGCACUGGUCACUGCCAAGCCAUCGGUUGUAAAGAACUACCCCGCCGUUUCUUCGCGGGCCAACGCCAGAAGUCCGGUUAGGCAAUCCCAGUUGAGCCGCCCGCACAGGUCGGCUGCAUCGCAACCUGGGCUUUGACCGAAUGGCACCGGCGAGAUGGACUCGCAGGUCCGGUCCCCGGCGCUUCUGCUUUCUGGGAAGCCCCAGCAAGACCCCGGGAACCCGUCGUCCAAGGAAACCUCGCAGCACCGGCGGCUCCUUUCACAGAGGCCGCCAGUAUCUGGGCCCCGAGUGCAGACCCCUCCCGGGCGGCCUCGGGGAUCAAAGCCAGUGCCCGCCGUGGCCACCCUCGGCCUCGGUCCCCUGGGACUGGACUGCCCCUUCCGCCCGGCGCCGCUCGGAAGCGCCGGCACCUUCUCUUCCCCUCUCUCCGCGACCUGGAGCGCACAGAAAGGCAGCUCCGGGGCCGGCAGCGAACCCCGCACCCUGGCGGGCAGCUCCCCGGCGCGUCUCGGUUAGCCCGGCCGCCCGGACUCACCACACCAAGUCGCCGAGCCGCAGACUCACAGCCGCCAUCUUACCACCCAACCACCACCGACGCACGGGCCGCCGGGAACAAGCAGGUCGCCUCGGCGCCGCCCAUUGGAGUGGGUCCGACCACGUGAUGGGGGCCGGCUGUCAUCGGCCACGCCGCUGCUCUGACGUCACCGCGCCUGCUGGGGAUCAUUGGCCGGCCGAGCGGCACGUGAUGCGAGCGCCGCGGUCUCCGCGCGCCGAAGCGCAGAGGCUCCCGGCUCCUUCCCCCUCCCUCCGGCUCGUGACAACGAAGCGUCCGCGGUCUGAGGCGGCGGCGGCGGCGGCGGCGGCGGCGACGACGGUGCGACCGGCUGAGCGCGAGAGGGAGCCGGCCUCGCGGCCCGCCCCGCCCCCGGGCCUUGGACUCCGCGCUCCUCCCCUCUCGGCGCUUCCGUUGCGGCCGUUGGUCCUGCGCGGGCCCCGGGGCCAUUCCCGAGCCCGAGGCGCUGGUCGGCCCCGUCGCUGCGCCCGUGAGCUGCGGUGACGGAGCUCAGCGCGGCCUGGAACUCAGCUUCCGCCGGGUCUGGGCUCCGGCGCCCAGCUACUCCUCUUGGCCGCAGACCGGGAGGCCCUGGUGUCCGCGCCUGUCUGCUCCUGUCGCCCGUGUUCUUUGGAGCGCUCCUCCCGACGGCCGCUUUCGGAGGCGCCGUCUGAGCGCGUGGUCCCGCGCCGCAAGUUCUCCCGGGGCUCCCGGAGGCUGCUCCCCCGACCCCUUGGUGUCCUCGGAGUGGCUGUGCGGACGUCGAGUUGGCAUUUCUUCGCUUCCUCCUGGGCCGGCGCGCGGCGCGGCACACCAGGCUCCCCUGGGCGCGGGGACCCGGCCAUGGUCCGAGGCGCUGGCCGCCCGCCCGCAGGGAGCCACGGCUGGGAAGCCCACCGCUAGCUGCGCCGCCGCCCGGGGACCGGCAUGAGGACCGCCGCGGGAGGACGUCUGCGGCCCGCGUCGGCUCUGGGGACAAAGGUGCGUGUCUUUGUCGGGUCCAGGCUGUCCCGUUAGCCUUGCAGUAGUUUUGCACUUCUGAAAAAGUUGUGACAACAGGCAAGACAGAUGCCGGGCGUAGUUUGGACACUUGAAAACUGAACCAUGAAGUGGGAAGUGUUAGCCGCAGUUGAGCGCAGCGCCGGCCCAAACUUCAGCAGACCAGAAGCCAUGCAGUGACACCCGCUAAGACUUGUUGGUAGCCAUGUCGGAGCCCCACAGGGUCCAGUUCACCUCUCUCCCAGGUUCCCUGAAUCCUGCAUUUUUGAAGAAGUCCCGGAAGGAGGAGGCUGGGGGAGCAGAACAGCAUCAGGACUGUGAGCCGGCCGCAGCAGCUAUUCGGAUUACACUCACCCUCUUUGAACCAGAUCACAAACGCUGCCCAGAGUUCUUCUACCCAGAGCUGGUGAAGAAUAUCCGAGGGAAGGUAAAAGGCCUUCAGCCUGGAGACAAGAAGAAAGAUCUGUCAGAUCCUUUCAAUGACGAAGAAAAGGAACGGCAUAAAGUGGAGGCCCUUGCCCGGAAAUUUGAAGAAAAAUACGGUGGAAAGAAACGUAGAAAAGACCGAAUACAGGACUUGAUCGAUAUGGGGUAUGGUUAUGAUGAAUCCGAUUCCUUCAUCGAUAACUCUGAGGCGUAUGAUGAGCUUGUUCCUGCUUCUUUGACUACGAAGUAUGGAGGAUUUUACAUUAACUCGGGAACCCUGCAGUUUAGACAAGCAUCAGAGUCUGAGGAUGACUUCAUUAAAGAAAAGAAGAAAAAAUCUCCAAAGAAGCGGAAGUUGAAGGAAGGUGGUGAGAAGAUAAAGAAGAAGAAAAAAGAUGACACUUAUGACAAGGAGAAGAAAUCGAAAAAGUCCAAGUUUUCCAAAGCCGGCUUCACAGCCCUCAAUGCCAGUAAGGAGAAGAAGAAGAAGAAAUAUUCUGGGGCUUUAAGCGUUAAAGAGAUGCUAAAGAAAUUUCAGAAGGAGAAAGAGGCUCAGAAAAAAAGGGAGGAGGAACAUAAGCCUGUUGCGGUCCCAUCGGCGGAAACUCAGGGCCUGCGAGAACUGGAGGGUGCCUCUGACCCCUUGCUCUCACUCUUUGGCUCCACUUCUGACAACGACUUGCUCCAGGCGGCCACUGCCAUGGACUCGCUGACGGAUUUGGACUUGGAGCAUCUGCUCAGUGAGUCUCCAGAAGGAAGCCCCUUCCGUGAUAUGGAUGAUGGAAGUGAUUCCCUUGGGGUGGGAUUGGACCAGGAAUUCAGGCAGCCCUCUUCUCUCCCCGAAGGCCUGCCAGCACCCCUGGAGAAGCGCGUUAAGGAGCUGGCUCAGGCUGCCAGAGCUGCUGAGGGGGAGAGCAGACAGAAGUUCUUCACCCAGGAUAUUAAUGGAAUCCUAUUAGACAUAGAGGCGCAGACUCGGGAGCUGAGCAGUCAGGUCCGCUCUGGGGUGUAUGCCUAUCUCGCGUCAUUCCUGCCCUGCAGCAAGGAUGCCCUGCUCAAGCGUGCUCGGAAACUUCACCUCUAUGAACAGGGGGGGCGUCUGAAGGAGCCUCUCCAGAAGCUCAAGGAAGCCAUUGGCAGGGCAAUGCCGGAGCAGAUGGCCAAGUACCAGGACGAAUGCCAGGCACACACGCAGGCAAAGGUUGCCAAGAUGCUGGAAGAGGAGAAAGACAAGGAGCAGAGGGACCGGAUUUGUUCGGAUGAGGAAGAAGAUGAAGAAAAAGGGGGCAGGAGGAUAAUGGGACCUCGGAAGAAGUUUCAGUGGAAUGAUGAGAUCAGGGAGCUACUGUGCCAGGUGGUGAAGAUCAAACUGGAGAGCCACGACCUGGAGAGGAACAACAAAGCCCAAGCUUGGGAGGACUGCGUGAAGGGCUUUCUGGACGCGGAGGUCAAACCCCUCUGGCCCAAAGGCUGGAUGCAGGCCAGGACUCUGUUUAAGGAGAGCAGACGAGGCCAUGGGCACCUAACUUCAAUCCUGGCCAAGAAGAAAGUUAUGGCUAACCCCUCUAAAAUCAAGGUGAAGGAAUCGUCUACGAAGCUUGAUAAAAAGGUUUCUGUCCCAUCAGGACAGGUUGGUGGCCCCAUUGCUUUGCCCUCAGAUCACCAGACAGGAGGCCUGAGUAUUGGGGCCUCGAGCAGGGACCUCCCAUCCCAGACAUCGGGCAGCCUUGCUAACCCUCCUCCUGUCAACCUGGAGGACUCGUUGGAUGAAGAGUUGAUCCGCAAUCCAGCCUCCUCUGUGGAAGCUGUGUCCAAGGAAUUGGCUGCAUUGAAUAGCAGAGCAGCUGGGAACUCUGAAUUCACACUGCCUGCACCCUCAAAAGCACCUGCAGAAAAAGUUGGAGGUGUUUUAUGUGCAGAAGAAAAACGGAACUUUGUGAAGCCCAGUCCUUCUGCUCCACCACCGGCUAGCUCUCUGCAGUCACCCCUCAAUUUUCUGGCAGAACAGGCUCUGGCACUGGGGCAGUCCUCUCAGGAGAAAAAACCAGAGAGUUCUGGCUACAAAGAGCUGUCCUGCCAGGCUCCCCUCAAUAAGGGCCUGCCAGAAGUACAUCAGUCUAAAGCAAAGCACCACAGCUUGCCACGGACGUCUCACGGGCCCCAAGUGGCAGUUCCCUUGCCUGGCCCCCAGGUCAAAGUCUUUCAUGCUGGUACUCAGCAACAGAAAAACUUCACGCCCCCAUCUCCGUUUGCCAAUAAGCUCCAAGGCCCAAAGGCUUCUCCCCCGCAGUGUCAUCGUUCCUUCCUGCAGUUAGUGAAGACAGCAGCCAAAGGCCAGGGCUUCCAUCCCUCUGCACCAGCCACCUCAGGAGGCCUGCCAGCCUCCAGCAGCAGCUCUCACAAGACCCCAGCCUCGUCCUCUUCUGCCCUGAGCCAUCCAGCAAAGCCACACUCGGUCAGUUCUGCAGGCUCAUCUUACAAGAAUAAUCCCUUUGCCAGCUCUGUCUCCAAACAUGGGGUUUCUUCUGGCAGCUCUUCCUUGGGAGGAACACCAGUCCAGAGUUCUGCUUCUGGGAGUCUGGUCCCUGGCAUACAACCUCCCUCCGUGGGACAGGUCACCAGCCGACCUGUCCCAAGCUCAGCAGGGAAAAAAAUGCCUGUUUCCCAGAAGUUGACCCUGGUAGCGCCUCCAGGCGGUCCAAACGGAGAUUCCAGUGGAGGGACCCAGGGAGUGGCAAAGUUGCUGACCGCACCCCUACCCUCUUCAGUCAGUGGUGUGACAUCGUCUACCUCCUUGUCAAAAGGAGCGAGUGGGACCGUGAUGCUGACCGGCUCCUCUUUGAUGGCUUCACCCUACAAAUCCAGCAGCCCAAAACUGUCUGGGGCCAUGAGCUCGAACACCGUGGGAAUUAUAACCCCCGUCCCUAUUCCUGUCCACGUGCUCUCCUUCAGCGCUGACUCCUCUGCCAAAGCAGGGGUCUCCAAGGAUGCCAUCGUCACAGGCCCUGCCCCCGGGCCCUUCCACCAUGGCCUUGGCCACAGUCUUCUGGCUGGCUUGCACUCCAGCCCGCCCCAUGCAGCGCCUCUCCCACACGCUGCCGUGCCCACCCAUAUCCCGCAGAGUCUGCCAGGUGCUCCUCAGCUUCACGGGAAAGGGCCUGCUGUACCACGGAAAUUGUGACCGCUUCAGAGGCAAGGCUUGCCACUUGGGUCUGGGUGGAAUCAGAACGUGCAGGUCUCCCAGGAUGGACACUCACUGCGCCCUUUCUGCUGCUUGGUGUUCUUCUGGAGGAGCGUGAGUUCUCAGUGGAGCGCUUCUUGGCACUUCUGACAUGCCUCCCACGGAGGGAGCUGGGUCCUUGCUGCUCAGGAGGUGCAGACUAUCCUGUGCUCUGGGCCUUGCGGCUCUUGCUAGACGGUUGUUAGAGGGGCAGCUCUAGGCUGGGCUGUGUGCUGGGCCAUGGUGGGAGGCAUGGUGUUUACAGGCUCUGGUGGCAGAGCAGUUGGCACACCUGCGGGUGAAUCUGCCUGACCCCCUUGCAUUUGGUCAGAGUACCUCAGAGCACCCCACUGCUCAGGGGCUCCUUCUGGCCGCAGUAAGCUCCCUGGAUGGUCACAGUGCCGCCUCAUCCCCAGGCUGUGUGCUCAAGAGAACAAAACCCAGGCCAGAGCCACAGCUAGGAGACAUGCGUUGUCCCUGCAAAAUAUUAAGAACACCUAGGGUGUGCGCACUGUGGGGGCCAGUUUCUCCUUGAAACAUGACAAUGAAGCUCUUUUAGAGAAAAGACCUUUGUAGAUUCAACAAUUGUGAUAGGAUUUUUACAGACACCUAUUUUGGGCUCAGUUUUCAUCAUUACCAUUAAAUGCAUUGGAUAGAAGGGGACUGUUCUUCACACAUCAUGUUAUAGGAAGACAUAAUUCCAGUGCCUUUAUGGUGGAGCAGAAUUCGACCACACAGGUCCAUUCAGCCCUCUGAGUGGCUCUGAGGUGAAGACCUUUUUAAAGAUAUGUCUGUAUUCAAGACAAAGCCAGUUUUGAGUUUUUUACACGUGCACAUCAUUAUCUGUGCUGUCCUGACUAGAAGGGUGUCUGGGCCCCCAAAUUCCAAGUCCCAGUGUAGCCAGGGCUCCCAUUUUGCUUUUCCAGAGUUUGUGGAGUUGUACUGCAGAGCCCAAAGCCCUUCAUCUUUCUGAGGGUCAAGGAUACCAGGGGUCCCGAGUCACAGAUAGACAUUCCAGUUUGUCGUCUUAGGAAUCAUUCGUAGGCAGUGCGGCAGAAGCAGGCCUCUGUGAAGUGUCUGCCAGGUAGAAAUAGGCCUUGAAGUCCUGGGGCCCUCCAGGCAGUGGGGUUAUGUGUCGACUUAAGGGUGAUGUACGGAAGAGCUUGAGGAGUGGUUCAGAGAGACUAGGACAGUUACUGCAGAGCUCCUAAGUCACCACUCAACCAGUGGCUGUUUCACAAGGAUUUUGAGGGCACUUGCCUGUCCUGUGAGGUCUUUGCCACAAGGUGAGUCUGAACUGACUGCUCCAGCUAAGUGAUCUCAGGCACGUUGAGAGUAUAGUGUCCUCAGCACGUGCACCUGGGGGAAAACGGAUCGCUCUUGGCUCUUGACUCCCAGGGUACAGCGCCCAGUAACUCACCCUUCAUUCAGAGGUUUACUGGCCUUCCUGGUUUCCCAAGGAGCAAGACCUCUGUCCACCCUUUGGCCUGGCCUCUGCUCUGACUCCUUUUUUACAUAAGAACCAAUCUGUGUUUCACAUUGGGCUAAGUGGAUUCCUUAUCCCUUUAUUAUAUAUAUUUUUUGCAACUUGGAUUUCCAGUUUGUUUACAGAGUAGUCUUAGGUAGUAGCAAAAGAGCCAAAGAAGAGAUUUGUAUUGCUGAGCUCAAAGCCAAGCAGAGGCCGGCAGUGGAGGCUGAGCAGGGACUCUCCAGGCUUCUCUGCCCAUAAACACCCAGGUCCCAGCCCCUCCUUCCUUUCCCUUUGGUGCUCCCUCCUCCCCAUGUACCAUUGCGCGCGCAGCUGGAGCAGAAUACCCUCAUUUUUAGGAAUCUAGUGAUGCCUCUUGCCUCAGGGAAACGUUUCUUUGAUGGGGAGUUUGAGAUUUCUUUUUGUUUAUGCUUUAUUUGUGGUAAUGAAAGAGCGAAUGACUGAAUAGCCAUGGCAAGGCAGAUCUACAGGCGAGGCCGCAGCAGAGGGUAGGGCAGAGCGGCCUCGGGGUCUGGGGGCUGCAGGGGUUUCCUUGGUGCAGCGAAAGUCUCUGAGCACUUACCGGGCGUGGCCGUUUCUUAUGUGUGAGAGGGGCUGUGGCUUUUGUGCAGCAACUAUGUUGGUGUUAGGGGUGGUGUGGAGAUUGUUAAUCUUGUAUAAAGUGAUUCAAUAAAUUGUUUCAAGGUUUCCAAAA